Molecule: messenger RNA, 3772 nt
Organism: Vanrija pseudolonga
Lineage: Eukaryota; Fungi; Basidiomycota; Tremellomycetes; Trichosporonales; Trichosporonaceae
Product: Response regulator mcs4
Exons: 6
Coding region: 146-3697 (1183 amino acids)
Biological process (GO): osmosensory signaling via phosphorelay pathway
Molecular function (GO): protein kinase activator activity; phosphorelay response regulator activity
Source: RefSeq, a predicted model, not a curated record
UCUCAUUCUCUCACUCUACCCCAAGCCUUGUUGUACAACACUCGCACCCACUCACUCACCUCCACACGGUCCUGCAUGUGGCCUUCACCCGUCGCGCAUCGCGACGUCUAGUCUACCGACACGACAGAUACUGCCCCUCUCCGUCAUGUCACAACCACCACUCAAGGUAGACACGGAUACAUCGGGGCCGGGCAAAGUACCGGCUUCCCAACCAUCGGCCAUCAUCACCGUCCCGCCAAGUUGGGCAGAAUCACCCAUCAGUCACUCCAUGGAUCCAUCAGCUUUUGAACUGUCCCCAAAGGAUUGCUCCACGGACAGAUUUCGUACCGCCGGCGACGGUCACACUGACACCACACUUCCCCUCUCCUCCUCCUCAUCAUCAUCGUUAUCGGGCCACCAGGGUUUUGCUUGGCCACCGGCAGGCCACCCCAUCAGUAGGCCAGAUCCGUUUGAACGAACCAGGUCGUUCUCAGAAGAUCCUUUCGGAGCGCAGUCUAGUUCCAGCUCCUCCGGAGACGACAAUGACUUUGCGACCGUUGCCGCAAUGACGGCGUCCGCUCCCGUCAUCGUCCUCCCCCGGGGUGUCAGUGAGCAGCCUCCCUCAACGUCUGGACAGUCCUCGAGUGCCGAACGAGGGACAUUCAAUCGAGCAGUGUCGUCUCCAUUACCUAGCCGUACAGGGCUACUGCGGCAACCACUGGAACCUCGCCCACCGGCUGGUAUGAGAGUCGAUCCAGUGCACUCAGUGUCGGUGGAAUUGGUCGAUUCGCUGCAGACCGCCAUUCAGACUAUUCUGAACGUGUCUCCACCUCAUCUUCUGGAUAACGCCAAAGAACAGUACUCGGGCUGCGCCAUCCAAGUACCGGUUACAUCGGUUUCCGCUCUGCUCUCUUCAAUGCGCGGCCUCAAUUACUUGUCGGCAAAUCUGGGGACAAUGGUGGAUGGCCAAGGCAGUCCUGCCUCGGUUAUUGAGGACUUCGAUGUUGGGGAGCUCGUUCAAAAUGUGGCCGAUCAGCUCGGUGGAGAGGCCGCUCAAUCAGAGGUCGAGCUCGUUCUCUUUCACGGCGAUGUUGGGAUCAAGCACUUCAGCGUCAAUGGAGACCGGGAAGCUCUAGGUUUCGCCCUCUCUCACGUUCUCCGACAGAUCCUCCUCGUUGCCAACAAAGGAGAUACUAUUGAGCUUGGUCUCCACGUGUACCCACAGUCACCGGCGACCUCCAGACGCGACUCGCUACCAGUCUUAGAUUGGGAGGGUCAGCGGCGUCCCCAAAGCCUUGGUGGUGGUGGUGGCGGCCAUCCAUCAUCACCAAGCAGGAUAUUGCCAUCACCUCCCGCUGGAUCGGCGGACGAGCCGACGUUGUGCACUUUCGAGAUUGUCCACAACAUAUCUCAAACCAUCGACUCCAAUGCUGCAACCCCUAGGGCGGAGUUGAACCCAUUCACCAGAUUGGUGGAACAGAAGGAGGCCGCAACGCCAAAGUUCGACACAGUCCUAUCCACGCGAUUGCUGAGACAGGCUAGCGCUUCACUCAAAACGAACGCUGCACCGACUUCCCCCACCACCUUCGGGCUCGCACGACACGCCUAUGAGCUGUCAACCGUCCUGCCACCUGGCCGGCCAAUAUUGGAACCCGUAGAAUUGUCACAAGAGGAAGAGGCAAGUCGACAGCCUUACUCGGAUAUUCGCCUCCCUCGAGAGCCCACUUUAGGGGAGCUGUCCGACUUCGCAGAGACCUUGCGGGGCCGUGGGGUUCAUCUUCACGCCAGCCAUUCGAGCAUUUUCGCGCGACACCUCACAGGCUAUCUUAGAGCCUGGGGAAUUGAUGUUUCCCUCAUUCCAUUGGAGGCGGACAUUCUCCCUACCUCCCAGCCUGUGGCGGCCCCGCGGUUUAUCCUCAUUGACAGCGAUAUCGGGGUGCUUCGAAGGGAGCUAGGACGCUUGAAACUGGAAGCACCACCUUUGAAUCGCCAACGAUCGUUGAAACGGCCAAACUUGACCCGAAGCGGCAAAUCUACCCAUGGAAUUCGACAAGCGACGAUGCCCACUGUGAUUCACUUCACCGGCCUGGAGAAGUAUCGGCAAGUUCGCGACCUCCUCGCCAGCUCAGAUGUCGCCAACCAUAUCGAGGUGAUCGUGGUACCCAAACCCGUCGGCCCACGGCGCUUUCUUACCGCACUAUUUACUGCGGUGCGGCAACCCUUGGUUGAUCCCGCAUUCUCGCCAAUCGCCACGAGCCCUCGUUCCCCGAUAGUAACUACCGGCAGCCGACCUGCUCUGGGGCCAACGCAGACCGGAUUCUUCGAUGGGGUAAACGGCCUUGAUGUUCAGGCGCCAACCCCUAGGUCAUCACGGACGCCUCUGGCCGAGCUCCCACCGCCCAUGGGCGUGACGCCACGCGGAGAUGCCCUCAAGAUUCCAUUGUCGACUCCACUGGGCGACAUUGAGACCACACCAGCGGCCGAGUACUUCUCGCGUGCAACAAACGGUAAAUCCUCUGGUGCCUCGGGAGUGGUGAUGCAGAGUCCCGAUGGGCGGCCGUUUGGCAUGUUCUUCGAACCACCUGCCAGUGGUGGAUCAGCUCAACACCCUGAAGGUUUACGUCGCAAGGGUAGCAACCGAAGGCACUCCGCGGAGACAGAUGGUGGCACUGCUGCAACAUCACCGACUAGCUCUCCGGCUCCAAGCCGUCGUGCGUCCGCCAUUUCAACCGCAACAGACGACUCGGCAGGGUUGGAGGCCGGGCGAGCGCAAAUCUCUCAAUCUCGCCGCAAGACUUUGCCUGCCGCUCCAGAUGCCAAACCCAUCGUCGCUCGAGGGCGAGGCCGGUCAUCGACUAUCACCAAGCGCCACGCUGGUGACGGCUCGGCUCAACACAACGGCAAGCCGUUGCCAGACAUCAGUGAGAAGAAGUCCCUCACACGUUCCCUCACACGUGGCGCCAAGUCGGACGUCGUGGUGCCUCCUAUUAACGUCCUCAUCGUUGAGGACAACCCCAUCAACCAGAAUAUUCUGAGCAUGUUCUUCCGAAAGAAGAAGAUAAAGCACCAAACCGCGAAGGAUGGCGUGGAGGCUGUCGAGAAGUGGAAGACUGGCGGAUUCCAUCUAAUUUUGAUGGACAUUCAACUACCUGUCAUGGACGGUAUUGAAGCCACCAAAGAGAUCCGAAAACUCGAGAGAGGUCAGAAUAUUGGCGUCUUCCCGAGUACACCAGUCAGCGAUCAUGCCAAGUCUGCAAUCGACACAGCACCUCUAUCGCCUUUCCGUUCGGCGGUCAUCAUUGUCGCCCUGACCGCAUCCUCUCUCCAAACCGACCGAGUGGCGGCUCUUGCAGCGGGCUGCAAUGAUUUCUUGACGAAGCCCGUGUCACUAAAGUGGUUGGAGAGGAAGACGAUCGAGUGGGGCUGCAUGCAGGCCCUCAUCGACUUUGACGGAUGGCGUCGGUGGAAGGGCUCCGACGUGCGAGACCCAGCAGAGACCAAGCUGGCCUUCCAAAUUGGGCCGCAAGCAAACGCACGAGCGGUUGCUAGCCGCUUGCGAAUCGACAGGUCCAAGGGUCGACCCUCCCCCACCGGAACACCACCGGUUGCAGCACCUCCGGCACCCUCACCGCCAGCGGCGGUUAAAGAGGACCCAGAGGACAAGGUCAAUCAUAAACAAUUGACCGAGAAGCCUUUACCGGCACUGCCAGUUGAAUAGUUUCUAGACGUGAAGUGCAAUAGCAAAUACCCCUUUGUACCUUCUAGGAAUCAUGGAAUCAGAAGUAUAUGCAUG